GUGUUACUGGCGUGCGUGAGGAUGGCAGAGCAGGAGCCAACGGCGGAGCAGCUGGCCCAGAUUGCAGCUGAAAACGAGGAGGACGAACACUCCGUCAACUAUAAGCCACCUGCCCAGAAGAGCAUCCAGGAGAUCCAGGAGCUGGACAAGGACGAUGAGAGUCUGCGCAAGUACAAGGAGGCGCUGCUGGGCGCCGUCACCGUGACCGCAGAUCCCAGUGCUCCAAACGUGGUGGUGACCAAACUGACUUUGGUCUGUGCUACUGCUCCGGGCCCUCUGGAGCUGGACCUGACAGGUGACCUGGAGAGCUACAAGAAGCAAGCGUUUGUGCUGAAGGAGGGCGUGGAAUACCGGAUAAAAAUCUCCUUUAGGGUCAACAGGGAGAUUGUGUCAGGGUUGAAGUAUAUCCAGCACACGUUCCGGAAAGGCGUGAAAAUUGACAAGACCGAGUACAUGGUUGGGAGCUACGGCCCCCGAGCAGAGGAGUAUGAGUUUCUGACCCCCAUGGAAGAAGCCCCUAAGGGCAUGCUGGCCCGGGGCAGCUACAACAUCAAGUCCAAGUUCACAGACGAUGAUAAGACUGACCACCUGUCCUGGGAGUGGAACCUGACCAUCAAGAAGGAGUGGAAGGACUAGCCCUUCCCAAGGCCAAACCCCAGAGAGCGUGAAUCAGACAGUGGCUACCGUAGAAAUCCCCCCCGUACCAAAGUGCUGACGUUGGAACCCUCUUCCCUUCCACCCCGUUAUGAUUUGACCAGAGAGCUCAGUUUUGUAACGUGCCCCCUCCCCAGAGCAUCGCUGAGUGCAUUGACCACCCGUGCUGUCUGCAUCUGGUCUCCAGCUGCCCCUCGCAGGGCCGCGCUGUGCCAGCGCAGAGCUGGGAGCACUCGCUCCCUCGCCAGGCCCUUCGCUGCGUCUCACCCUCCUGUACUGGGGUGGGUGCUGCGGGGAGAGACUCCUGUGUUCUGUGUAGGAUCCUGUGCUCGGCUUUCCUGCGUGCAGCUCAGGGCGGCUACUGCCUCCCAGUAGCUGCAGAACUUUGAUGCCAGGCAGCUAUUGAAUCCGUUCGUUGGCCAAAAUCAUGUCCGGCCCGCCCCUUCCACCAGUCAGUGUCCUGGGGAGGCUGGCAGCUUCAUUUGUGGAUGUUCCCUGUAACCAUGAUGCCUUAAUGUGUAACAUGUAUCCUCUAGGGAGGGGGCCCUGCCCUUGUUACACUUUUUAAAUGCCACCCACCCUCCCCCUGUUCGUUGGCAUGGCACUCAUCUUGGUCACGCCCCUUAUGGGUUAUUAGGAAAGAUUCACAACUUCCUGCUUUGCUGCUGGUCCGUUCUUCAUCUGAGACGGGGCA
Messenger RNA from Tauraco erythrolophus (red-crested turaco), 1348 nucleotides. RefSeq names its product Rho GDP dissociation inhibitor alpha (gene ARHGDIA). Gene Ontology annotation, molecular function: Rho GDP-dissociation inhibitor activity; protein binding. Gene Ontology annotation, biological process: Rho protein signal transduction. Gene Ontology annotation, cellular component: membrane; cytosol; cytoplasm. The record is from RefSeq and is a predicted model, not a curated record. NCBI's taxonomy places the organism in Eukaryota, Metazoa, Chordata, Aves, Musophagiformes, Musophagidae.